This is a messenger RNA of Heteronotia binoei (common prickly gecko), 1123 nucleotides long. Its product is annotated as butyrophilin subfamily 1 member A1-like. The record is from RefSeq and is a predicted model, not a curated record. The coding region runs from base 1 to 612 and encodes 203 amino acids. The transcript has a single exon. NCBI's taxonomy places the organism in Eukaryota, Metazoa, Chordata, Lepidosauria, Squamata, Gekkonidae. Gene Ontology annotation, molecular function: protein binding.
AUGAGUGGCAAGAGAAGGAAACAGAACAAGUCAGAGGGUGGAAUCCCUCAGCUGAUGCCAUUCUUCUGUCCUCAUUUUCCCUCAACAGCAAAUGUGACUCUGGAUCCAGACACGGCCCAUCCACGACUCAUCCUGUCUGAGGAUCAGAAAAGUGUGCAAGCAGGAUUAAAAACUCAGGCUCUGCCCCACAAUCCUGAGAGAUUUGACGGGGAGUAUAUUGUGCUGGGCCGUGAGGGAUUCACAGGAGGCUGCCAUUUCUGGGAAGUCCUUGUGAGAAGUGAGGAAGCAUGGGCUGUGGGUGUGGCCAGAAAAUCUGUCAGGAGGAAGGGAACCUUCACCUUGAAUCCUGACGAAGGGAUCUGGGAAGCAGGGAAGUGGGGGGGCAGCUACAAGGUUUCUGUAACAGGCCAUGGCUGUUACAGACUGUUGACUGUGAGUGGGGAGCUCAAGAGGAUCCGAGUCUGUCUGAACUAUCCUGGGGGUCGAGUGUCCUUUUUUGAUGCUGACCGAGCAGCCCUUCUCUAUGAGUUCUCUGGAGCCUCCUUUCAUGGAGAGACCCUCCUGCCCUUAUUUUGGGUGUAUGGAAAAGGCCACCUCAGAAUCUCUUCCUAAGACCUUUUCUUCAACCAGGACCAUAAAGAAGAAAAUAUUCCCAAGAGCCUCCCCCCACUCUUUUUAGUCCUAUAGGCACCCAAAUGGACUUGAGUGAAAUGGAGGCAUCUUUCCUUCCAUUUCCCAACAUUCCCUUUUUUCUUUGUAGCUUAUUUCUCAAACAAUUAACGCAUUUCGCAUUACAAAGAAUAGCAGCUUAUUCCAAAGGGGAGCUCUGAAUGGACCCUCCCCCUGGGUCUCCUGCAGCCUCCUUUCCGCUCAAGCAUGAGAAGAACAACUGCAGGGUCCACAGAAGAAGAGAAGGCCGUGCAAGAUUAAAUCCGUUUUCUGGACUUUUACUUUCCUUUGGUUUACUGGGCACCAUCUGCUGGGAUUUCUUGUGUUCACUGAACCCAUUGUGAAGGACACUGGAGAUCCUGCUCCUAUCAGAGUUGAUAUCUUCAUACCACUUGGCUUUCAGUUAAACAAAUGAUUGUGUUAUGCUUAUGAUAAAGUUAUGUUACCUUGAAAA